AUGGUAAGCUCGAAUCUGCAUCUAAACUCAGCUGCUAAAUCAUCGCCCCUUGACAGUAUUGACGUCAAUCACUUCUCGGAUAAUCCAUUUUUAAUCGUUCCUACUACCGAAGAGAGGCCAACGGCGGUCGGAGAUAUUCCAAGUGGAAAAUAUCUCGCCGGUUACACGAACAUCAGUGAAAAAGAACGUCAACAAAUUUUAAGCAGGCUGAUCCGCGUACAGAUGAUGAAGUAUGCGUUGAAGAAGUUUCAAGUUACGCACACGCGUCUCGACGUUCGACGGCAAGUUCACAUGAGCGUACCAUCUACUGCCACCGACUUAGAUUCGAAGAAAGCGAGAGACCUCGUUGACAGAUACCAACACGAACCGACGAAUAUCGAUCUUCUCAUUCAUGUGUACACACUGCAAACAUCAUUGUAUGGCGCACUUCAGAGCGACUGUGCUUCAUACGCAAUUGAGUUCUACAGAAACCUCGGAAUCUUGAGAGACCGUGCUUACAAGGGACAAUCAUUUCGCGGUUUAAUACUGUGGGCGGUUUUAGGUUGCAGUUACUAUUAGGGACUCCUAUCCUGACUCCCAACUCAAGGCCUGAGAGAGAAAACAUUUGAACUAAGAGAAAUAUAGUUAAGCAAAUAGUUGCCGUAUUAAUUGUUUUGGCUACAUAAGUGGUAAAAUGUCAAGGCA
This is a messenger RNA of Didymodactylos carnosus, 684 nucleotides long. Lineage: Eukaryota; Metazoa; Rotifera; Eurotatoria; Philodinida; Philodinidae. The record is from the annotation of a GenBank genome assembly.